Molecule: messenger RNA, 2726 nt
Organism: Scatophagus argus
Lineage: Eukaryota; Metazoa; Chordata; Actinopteri; Scatophagidae
Gene: stxbp6
Product: syntaxin binding protein 6 (amisyn)
Exons: 6
Coding region: 391-1023 (210 amino acids)
Biological process (GO): exocytosis; Golgi to plasma membrane transport; regulation of SNARE complex assembly
Cellular component (GO): plasma membrane; exocyst
Molecular function (GO): phosphatidylinositol-4,5-bisphosphate binding
Source: RefSeq, a predicted model, not a curated record
GGAGGGUUUGUGUGUCUGGGAACCUGCUACUGGUUUCCCCACACACACACACACACACACACAGAGUCAGUCAGACAGACGGUGUCUCUCUGCUGCAACGGCAGCAAGCAAAACAAACUCCCGUCCCGCCGCUCAGAAAGCUACAAACUGUGGUAGAAGUGAAGUCGACGCAAUGCUUAACACGAAAUGCUACCGUGUGGCCUGAGCAGACAGCGCGCAGUGAGGACGAGCCCGCUGAAAGUGAGCGAACUGUGACCGCAGCUGGGAAAAUUAACUGGAGGAUCUGAGGAUCGCACGUGGAAAGCCAACGCUGAAACGCGUCGCGAAACGUGGAUCUCCUUCUCUCCACCUUAACUGUUUGCCAGCUGUUCACUGCUGUCUACUAAAGAGAUGAGUGCCAAGUCAGCCAUCAACAAGGAGGUCUUCAUACCCCACGAUGAGAAGAUGCUCGCUGCUGUGCAGGUGAAGCGGAGGACCAAGAAGAAGAUCCCUUUCCUGGCCACUGGUGGUCAGGGAGACUACAUGACCUUCAUCUGCCUCUCAGUGACGAAUAAGAAACCGUCCCACGUAUCCAUCACUAAGGUGAAGCAGUUCCAAGGAUCUUCUGCUUUCAUAAAAAGGUCACAGUGGACAGUGGACCAGCUACGGCAGGUCAAUGGCAUUGACCCCAACAAAGACUGUCCAGAGUUCGACCUGAUGUUCGAAAAUGCUUUUGAUCAGUGGGUUGCUGGUUCAGCAGGAGAGAAAUGCACUUUCAUCCAGGUUCUUCACCACACCUGCCAGCGCUAUGGCUCUGCACGAAAACCAGAAUUCGUCAACUGUCAGUCCAAACUGCUGGGGGGUAACAGUAUACUACACUCAGCUGCAGACAGCGUGACGAGUGCUGUACAGAAGGCCAGCCAGGCUCUGAACGAGCGCGGCGAGCGAUUAGGUCGGGCUGAAGAGAGGACCGCAGACAUGAUGAACAGUGCCGAGCAGUUCGCUGUCACUGCACACAAGCUUGCCAUGAAGCACAAGUGUUAGACCACUGCCAAAACCAACUGGGGGGUGGGGAUCAACAAACGCCAGUCGCUGUACAGGAGGAUUCCAGAUUUAUUCUUUUUAAAUUUUUUAAUAUGAUUAUUCUUUGUUAAUAAUGCUAACAUUUUAAUGUUUUGGGUUAUUGUAUUGUGGUGCGUCUUCCGAUGGUGAUGCAUCGGGACGAGGGGUCUAAACAUGCGACUUCAGAACUCUACACGCCAUAGCCAUGACUGUAUUUGAUAACCGCGCUAAGGUCACUCAAAACACUUGCCCUCUUCGUACGCUCAGACGCUAGUGUGCGAGUGCACACAUGCCGACAAGUCAUUAUGAGCAGUCACUCCAAGACGGGGAUCAGCUUGUCUCACAGGUUACUAAUUGCUGAGAGUUAUCCAUGAGCGCUGCAGUGAUUAUGCAGUCUGAUUUAUGAUAACAAAUAUGUAACACAUGCAUACAUGAAUAUAGCCUUGAAUUUCACAUCUGAUGCUUACUGGGUUGGACCCACAACCCAUUUAAGAGCAUGGGAUGUCAGAUGAGAAGAAAUAAUACAUCCAUAAAUAUUUCAGCGUAACGUUUCCUUCUUUCCUUUGACUCUCGGACGUUGCAGCGUGUUUCGAUCAGUUGUUCUGCCCAUCAUUUCAAAAUGUGUCACAACAGUAUUAAACUUUUACAGCAUAUUGUUUAGAAACAGCAAAUGAGACUGAGUGGAGCGGUUUAGGUGUAAGAAUAUAGUGAAAUAUCCUCUGUUGAACAUGUUUACCAUUCCAAAACAACCAAAACUAUGUGGAAUACACUUGCCAACAUUUUUGAAGUGUACUUGAAGAACUCUGUUUUUAAAAUCAGCUUUUUAAGUAUAAUAAUUUAUGUUAGAGGGGGACAGGUGGGUCACUUCAGUAAACCAGCUUCUGCACUGUAAAAAGCAAAACAUGUAAUUCUAGUGCUAUUAUCUAAAUGUCUGUAGAGCUAAUUUGUCUCAUGGGACGAACAUGCGAUGUUUUGAAAUGAAUCCAGGCUGUAUUUCAACUUUAAACAUUCGGUAGUCAUAUUUUACGCUUUUUGUAUAAUUCGGGUUAGUCACUAUAAUGAUUGUGUGUACUGAUAGAUAGAUUAGAAAACUUCUCAAAUAGCAGCAGUGUGCAGUAGUUUAUUUUCUGUGUCAUUGCUCUCACACUGACUGUAAUUUUGGCUUUCUCAUCCUCACAGUCAAGAUGAUGAUGUUGAUUCUUUUUAUAUUUUGAAUUUUAGAGCUCAUGACAUUACGAUGCACCGACAACCUUAUCUCGCAAAGCACUGCUGAGUUCAUACUGAAACGUUCCAGUUGCCUCACUGUUAAUGUGCUUCUAUUCCUCUAACACUUUUGAUGUUUCUUGUUUUAAUUAAAAAAUACAUAUAGAUAUAUAAAUAGUGUUUUUUUAAUAACCAGCUUUAACAGCUCCACCAAACAAUGGAAUCAAAAGUUUAGCAUUAAGCAAAGCAUUAUUUUUUUGUUGGGUGUUCUUCAUCACUGUUAUUGCAUUUGUGUGUUUUACUCACAUAGAUUUUCUCUGCUCAUAAACCACAAGAUGCCAACAAUUUAAAGGGUUGCUCUGUCAUUUUUUUCUCUCUGAUGUGCUCAGUCUCACUUAGUGCUUCAGUGAUGCUCAUAUCACACUGACCUCAAUUCUCUGUAAUACUGUAAGAAGCAAAAUAAAGUUCGAUCCACAGUCAAA